Cinara cedri is the source of this 10756-nucleotide messenger RNA. NCBI's taxonomy places the organism in Eukaryota, Metazoa, Arthropoda, Insecta, Hemiptera, Aphididae. The record is from the annotation of a GenBank genome assembly.
GUCCGGCAUUUUCGUAGUUGCUCUCGUCUUCGUCGCACGUUUCACGGCCACUCGUUCGCCCGUCUACUGUCUUGCCACAGUAAAAAACUACGUGUUUUUGGUAUCUCAUUGUGUUCAGUAGUCACUAGUCGCGUUUGCCGCCGGUGAGUAACCAUUUUUUUUUUUCAUCAUCAAUUAAUUUAUGUUACAGACAUGUCCAACAACGUCAAUCCGUCUGAGUACGUUAAUCCAUCGGUGUUACAGUCGAGUCAUAGAUUACUAACAUAUUAUAUACCGAGCUACAAAAGAACCGAACCUAGCAAAACGUUUCUGUCAACAGUUGGUGAAUCCUGCCAGCGAGACGAAUUAUUUUCGUGCACAACUACUAAUGUGGUAACUGGAUAAUGUAUAAAAUAAAUCGUACUUAUCUCAUCAAUUUCAUUUGUAUACUUACUCGGCUGGGUCGUUUUGGUGAAUAUCGUUUUUACUUCGUCGGUUUAUAGAUAUAUAUUUAUAUAUAUUUAUAAAUCCUUAAUCCUGACGAUCCUCGUCUGGUUAAUAGGACAAACUUAUUAAAUUAUUGUAUUAUUAGUCCUUGAUUAGUGUGCAAAGUUUCAAUUUAAACUGGUGUUUAAAAGUGGGUGAAAAUUACGUUUAAUGUUUUAGUUAGCACUGACAUACUAACAUACAGGUGAAGCUAGUAAAAACGUGUUAAAAGAAUAAAUAAAAUAAAAUAGGAUUUUAGAUUUUUGAGGCAAUUAAUGUUAAACAAAACUUUUAUUUCACGAAAUUAUACAUAUAGUUGUAUUAGUUGUUUGCAUGGGUAACUCCCUCGAGCUACCCAUUUUUUGUUUGCAGUUCCCCGAAACGGCAUGACCGAUUUUAAAAACAUUUUUUCGUGUAUUUGGUAGACAUGAUAAUAGGUCGUAAAGUAUUUUUCACCUUUCUAACCCCACUCACCAUUUUUUAAUCGUGAUUUUAGUAUUUUAAUUAUUUAUUUUUAUGGAUUAGCUUAAUUACACGGAGGAAAUGAAAAAAAAAAAUGUAAAAGUUUGGUCAAAACGUAUCUUUGGUAAUUAAUAUAAAUAUAAAUAAUAAAAAAAUAGCAUGGGCAACGCUGGGCGGGGCAGUUGUUACUAUCUAAUACAUUUAUUCAACGUUAUAUUUUGUUACACCUUAAUUUGUGUACUUUAAAACUAUAAUUUGUUCUGAUAAAAGAUUGUAUUCAAAUUGAGAAUAAAUGGAAAUAAAUGUUGGACAAUUUCACAUUAUUCGUAAUUGCGAUACGCACUAUCGAGAAUAUGUACAACCAUGUGUUUGUGACAUAGAUAUAGAUAAUAAACUUGAUUGUUAAUUAGUGAUGACAGCUAUGUCGGUCGAUUAUAUUCACGAUGUAGAGAACAUGGGUUAUUAAUUUUUAUUUCAGAAAAUUGAUAAUUGGCCAGUCACAAUAUUUCAAUGUUGCCAACGUUUGCAGACGAUUUUUUAAAUUGUAUGGUUUAUUCAUAGCUGCCAACCGAUCUCUCCUAACGUAUAAUACACGAAUAUCAAGAUAUAUCUUAAUUCGUGGUAGUAUAGUACUAUAGUUUAGUAUUUUAUAUUUUUCCAUAACCGUAUUUUCGUGGUAACCGUUAAGUACCUAAUUCCAAUACGGCUAUAAAUCAAUAAGUUUUAGUAUUAUAACAAUUAAUUUUUCUCGUUACUUACCCAACGUGGUUUUGCACAACAAAACUUCGAUUAAAGUUGUCCGACUGAGCGCAGCAAGCGAGUAUAGGUGUAAUUAGAGACCACCUCGGUCUCUAAUUACACCUUUAAUGCCUUUUCAAUUUUCCCUGCUACUUACACGACGUGUUUUUGCAUAAGACCGGUUAUUAUGAAUACAUAAUUUGAAAAUAAUAUUUUUUUCUGUGUUGUGGGUGUAACUACAUUUUUGAUUCAACUUUUUUUACUUAACGUCUGUGUUCGUGCCGACUGAUAUGGCUGCAAUUUCUUAUCAUUUUUUCUGAAAACUAUAUUACAUGGAAAGAUUAAAAGGGUAGACGAAUAUAAGCGUCUGUAUGUAUAUACCUCGUGUACAAUAAUUUCAGUGUCGCCCCCUUCCAUAAAACUAGGUAAAAUACGCUACUGCACACACCCACACACACACCAAUAAAUACCUGAUUCCUAAGUUAUAGGUUGUACUUAAAAGAGAAGAGGUUUGGACUCAUAACCCCUAUGAAUUUAAAAUAAAAACAGAAAAAUGUGUUAGCAAAACAGUUCUACAAAACGUAUUCCCUACGAUUACUAUUUACGUUCAGGGUAAUUCAUUUAGCGUGCUCGCGCUAAUUUUUUGGUUAAAUUUUGCGUACAUUCAAAUUAUUUCUCAAGUGUAGUUGAAGCCAAUAUUUUCGAAUAGUUAAAUUUUUUACAACAUUUAAGGAGUAUCCUUUUAUGCAAUGCUUAUUUAAAACCUACUUUUCUUCUUUAUUUCAGAUAAUAACAUUUAUAAAAACAAUCAUUUUUUUAUAUUUUUACAGGCUCCUGUGCAUACUAAUCAUAAAUCUGUGAGUUGUUUGGUUAGAGAACAAUAUUUUGAUAUAAUUAGGGUAAGUAGUAAUAUUUUGUAUUAUACAUUUAGAAUAGGAUAUUUUAAUUUAAGCUAUGUUUUUUAACUAUUUCAAAUUAUUUGUUAUACAAAUUAAUUCUAAGAUAUAAAUUGAAAUGUUAUUGGUAUGGAUUUUUAUGGAUUAAUAGUUUUUAUUAUUAUUAUAAUAUUAUUGUAUAUGACAUUGAUUGUUAGACAUUACAUUUUUAUUUUAAAAUAUAUUUUAGUUUUUGAAUAACUGUUAUAAAAAAAUAAAAUUAAUGUGCCAUACUAUUUAAUUACCUAGUUCAAAUAAUAUUAUGUUCAGUUAAAACAAUUUGUAUUUAUUAAUCUAACUAUAUGCAAAUUUGUAUCUGCUGUACAAACUGUGUUGUAUUAUAUAAUUGUACGUUUUUUUUUUUCAAAAAUUAUUACCUCCACAUAAAUUAAGUCGUUUUUAAUGUUAUUUAAGUUGUCUCAUUAUUGCACAAACCCCUUUAAUUAUUAGUUAUAAAAUAACAGAUCUAAAAAGGUACUACCUACAUAUUUGUUUUAAUAAAGUAAAUUGAUAUUAAGCUGAACUAAAACAUAGUUUUAAAUAGAUAAAAACUAUUUUAAACUAACUAAAAAACUAAGGUAAACUAAGUUCUAUUAAUAUAAUUGUAUUCAAAUUAUUUACCUACACUAUCCUGCACUACCCUAAUUAUAUUUAAUUCAUUAUUAAUUUGCAUAUAUUAUUUAUAUAUUUUAAUUUUACAAUUUGUUUAUUUUUAGGAGAUCGAGUUGUUAACAAAUGAUCCUCUUUUAAACUUUGAAGAGAAAAUAACAAAAUUAUUAGAGAUUUGGGAAAAUUGCUGUUGUAAAUUGAAAAUAAACAACCUUCAUGAUUAUGAGACGCGUAUAUUUACACAUUAUGCUAUUAGGUAAUUUUAUAAUACAUAAUUUAAAUUAUUUUUUUAUUGAACUGUAGACUAUUUAAAUAUAGGUAUAUUGAAACAUGUAUUAUCAAUUAAAAUUGUACGUGUGUUGUGUUAACAGGCGUCUUGACUGAGGUCUGAAACCAGUAUGCUCAGGCAUACUGGGUUUUUUUUUAUACAAGUGUUAUGUAAUUAUCUAUUGUUUUACUUUUAGAAAAUAUUUAGAUCUUUAAUUUAAACCAUUUUGAUUUAUUCCUGUAGACAUAAUGAUAGAUAACUAUAAUAAAAUAAAUAUUGACAUUCCGAUAUUAAAUAUAUAUAAGUACAUUUUGAAAAUUUUUAUUUGUCUGUUACCUAAAUCAAAUAUUAUAAUAAUAAUUAUCUGUAUUUAUUAUUCUAGUGAAUCGACUAUAUUAUUAUUUCAAAGAGAGUGGGAACAUAUUGAAGACCAUAUUAAAAAUCAAUUUCUUACAAUUGUGGUACAAGUUGUAUCUUUCUUCGAAAUUAAUAUCAAUUCAGAGGUAUUGAAGGCUUUGAAUCAUUUUGUAGAUAUUAUAAACAAUCCGUGGGGUAUUUUACCAGAUUUGAGUAUUGAAAAACGUACGCGAUUGAUGGAAUGUAAUAUUUUUUUUGAAUAUUAAACUUAUUAACUUAUUGAUAAAACAAUUGUAAUAAAAAUAAAUACAUUUUUUUAGUUUCUGAUUUUGUCAAUAAAGAAAAGGGUGCUAUUAUUGCAAACCGUGUAAAGGUGUUGUUUCAUAAUCAACAGCUAAAUCAAGCAUUCAAUUUAGCUGAAAUGUCAGUAUAUUUGUACGAAAAACAUUUAACAGAGCACGAGAAUAUCAUUUUAUUUCGAGAGGAAGAUUAUGAAUGCUGCAGAGAUAUUUUGUUUAGUUUACUAAUGUACUGUGAUAGAAAACAUAUUAUCCGGAUUGUAUGUUACUUUGCUUAUUUAAUUAUUUAAAAGCAACCAACAUUUUUAUAAACUUAACUAAAAAAUAUCAUAAUAAUUUUAUUUCAAUUUCAGAUUGAAACUUUGAAUCCAAUGUAUGAAGGAAAAAGGCUCUGUAUUGAAUACUAUGAUAGAAUCAAGUGUCUUUCAACUUUGGCAAAGCAAGAUCGCCCAAAUAAUUAUCCAAAUAUAGUACGAUUUUGUGAAAUAAGUAUUACCUUAAUAAUGAAUAAAUCAUUUCAAAAAAAAUUCGAAAGUAGAUUUAUAGAAUUUUGUGAGUUGAUGCGCUAUUGGUGUGAUAUUGUGUUUUUGUUGAAGAAAUUUGAAUUGUUUAGCAACCUAAGUGAUCCAUUUUAUAAACAAAGUAUUCUCAACUUUAUUGAGUGGGCCCCUUCAGCUGAUCACUUAUUUUCUAUGGCGGAUAUUUUUUAUGCAAAGGUAAGUGCAAAAAUAAUUAUAUUUUUAAUAAUUAUAAUUUAAUAUUAUGUUGUGAAAUUAUUAUCAACUGAUUGGAUUAACUGCACUAUAUUUUUAAUUUGGAAGAGUAUAGUCUAUUGCAAUAAUAUUGUAAAUAAUUAUUAUCUAUUUUGGUAUAUUAUUAUAUUCUUUUCCAGUAGAUGUUCCUUCACAAUAACCUUAAAGUAUGUGUUAACACAAAAAAAAAAAAAAUCUGGCAUAUUAGUCCGUCCGUUUUCAAGUUAUUACGUCAGCAACAAAAUAUUGAUUCUUUUUUAUAUAAGUAUAUAAUAAUAUAAUAUAGAUGUACGUAUUUGCCGAUUAUUUUAGAAAUUAAUAAUCCUAUUGUAUCAUCCUCGUGACGUCUUUUGGGUGAUCUUUAUUUAUUAGUUUUCUAUCAGAUGGCCAAUUUUACGACAACUUACACAGACUAUCUUACUAUUUAUUUAUUUUAUGAUUUCUAAUUUCUAUCCAUAUCGCCAAUGAAUAACCAAAAUUAGUAUCAUAACUGUACUUGAAAUACCAAUAUCCCUGUGGCCCACCCUUGCAGCGCCACUUAUCAGAUCCAAUUGUAAAUCUUAAUCAUAUCUAUUCGAACUAACAGUGCUUAUUGUAACAAUGGUAUAUUAAAAAUACUUCCAGUCCUAGAUUCAUCAAUUGAAAUAUUGCAAUAAUGUUGUAAAUAAUUAUUAUCCAUUUUGGUUUAUUAUUAUAUUCAACAUAUUAAGUUUAAAGUCAAACAAUUAAUUAUGAUUAGGGCUAAGAUUAAUAUGCAAUACAAAAUAAUAAAAUACCCUUUUGGUUUUUUUUUUUUUUAAAAUAUUCUAAAAUUUACAAAAAUAUAUUAAAAUAUAUUAUUUAAUUAACACUUAGAAUAGAAAAUCAUUUUUAUAGUUUUAUUUUUUAAAACAAAAUUCUCACUAAUUAUAAAUAUGUUAAAGUUAGUCAAAAAAUAUGAUAUAAUGGAUACUUACAAUACAAAAAGAAUGGGCAAAAGUGCAAAUAUAGUGUUAAACAAAGUAAAUUAAAAUACCUUGUGAUUUAAAACAUACUAUUCCACAAUUGUGUUGUAGAGGGAGACUGAAAUGACCCUAUUGCCCCCCUUUGCUCCACCUCUAGAGCUAGUGGUAUUGAUAUUUUAGUCACCAGUAUUUGAUAUUUGUUUACAUGUCUGGUGUUACUGAUAUUAUGGUACUUUUCAGUAAUUACCAUCUCUUUAGUUAAAUUUAAAAAAAAAAUAUGUACAAUUACCAGCGGUCUCAGCGUUGACCAUGCUAUUUUGUAUUACUCUUUUACCCAUAUUCCUUUUUGGUUUUGACCGUGUAAGUAAUAAAUAAAAAUAAAUAGGUAAAAGGUGAGUAGUUCGCCUUCGACAGACUAAAUAGGUACUGUUAUACAUUUUUUUAUGAUUUGCAUAUGAACAAUUUUGAAACCUCUUUUUUUCCCAAGGGAUGGGGGUUUGGUGGAUUUCAAAGUAAAGCAUAACCUAACCUAUUAGGGAGGGGGGAUGGUCAUCAGCGGGAAAGCAUGUUCACCGUAUUAUAGCUAAUCGUCGCUUGCAGAUUUCACAGUGUUUGUUUUAUACCUUUAUGUGAAUAUUGGCUGACAAUUUAUAUUAAUAUUAAAUGAAUAACUCAAUUGUUAGUUCAUAUAAUAUGUAGAAAUGGAUUAAUAUUUUUGUUGGUGACAUUAUAACUUGGAUACCAUCUAAAUUUUAAACUUUUCCGGGGGAAUUUUCCAAAAAUUUUCUUUUAAAAUAACCUUAUGAACAUGCACACAAAAAUAAAUCAGGGAUAUUGGUUCGUCCGUUUUCAAGUUAUUGUGUCAGCAACAAAAUAUUGAUUCAUUUUUAUGUAAGUAUAUAAUAAUAUAAUAUUGAUGUGCGUAUUUGCCGAUUAUUUAAAAAAUUAAUAAUCCGAUUGUAUCACCCUCGUGGAUCUUUAUUUAUUUAUUUUCUAUCAAAUGGCCAACUUACAUGGAUUAUCUUACUGUUUAUUUAUUUUUUAUUUUAUCCAUAUCACCAAGAUAACCAAUAAAUAAACAAAAAUAAUAUGAUCACUGUAAAAAUAUCAAUAUCCCUGUAUCAGCCAUCCUUGUAACACCACCUAUCAGGUUCAAUUGUAAAUCUAAACCAUAUCCAUUCAAACACACAUAAAAAAUUUCACUAGGAGUUCAGUGGCAUAUACACAUUUACAAAGUUAAAAAAAAAUAUACUGAUUAAGAUUAUCUAACUCUGGUCAACUAUUGUAAUAUAUUAAUACUAAUAAGUAGCAUGUGCUGAUAAUCAGAGAGCUGUCUUUAUACUCUCACCUCUUUUUUGGUCUUAAGAGACGAGAAUAUUUAUCGGUACUACCAUAUUUAUCGAACUAACCGUGCUUACCAAAAAAAACGGUGUACUAAUUAUAAUUUCAAGAACCAUUAAAACCGGGAAUUGGUAAAUGCAGGUUUCCUAAAAUUGAGUAACUUUUAUAGGAACUGAUAAAAUCAAAAAUGUAUUAAAUUGAGAAUCAUAAAUUUAAGAACUAGUAUAUAAAUUGCUAAUAUUAAAUUAUAAAUUCUAGACCUAAUUAUAAUAAUAAAAUAAAAGAUUAAUACACUCAUAAAUAAUUAAAAUAUAUCUUAGAAUUAUUAAGAAUAUGCUUGACGAUACAUAUUAAUAAAUAUGAAUCAAUGUAUGUAUAAAUAUAUAUAGAUAAUAUCUUGUGCAUUAUACACAUAAAUAAAAUAAAUGUAAACAUGUAUUAAUUCAUGCUUUUUCAUUACUUUACAAAAUAUGGCUUGCCUUUUUCUUUACAAUAACAUUUUCAAUCUACCGGAAAAAAAAAGUUAACCAAUUUAUUAUUAGAAGUAUAAAUAAAGAAAUACCUCCUAAAUAACUAUUGAUUUUCCAUAAAGUUUUUUUAAACUAUUGUAUAAUUUUGUAAUCAUUUUACCCCGUAAAUUUAUUCUCAAAUUAGUAGGAUAGCCAAAAAAAAAAAAAAAAAAAAAAAAAUGCUUUUUUCACAGAUGUAUGUUUAUAUUUAAUUUCUAUAAGUAUGACAAUACCAUCAAAUCUAAUUCUGUGAAAAAAAAAUUGUCCAGUUUGUGAUCAGUGAUUUUAGAUAAAUAAUGCAAUUUGUAUGUAUUUAAUUUUUUUUUCACUCUAUAAAUUAUAACUAACUUAAAAUGGCAUGAAGCUAUCAUGAUCAGAAUGAUCUGAAUUUAACAAGGACCAAUUAUGGUCUUAUAUACAAAUUGCGUUUUAUAUCUAAAAUUGUUAUUCGCAAACUGGAAAAAAUAUUUUUGGUCAUUUAAAACAUGUAUAACCAAACUUUGCUCAGAAUUUUCAGCAAUCAUUAAUCGUUUAAUACCUAUAGACAUACAUUCAUUUUUCUCUAUAUACUACCAUCCUAACUUCUCUCCUACAACAGUGUCUCACUCAUCGUGCAAAGUAUGUCUCUUUUUUUUAAUUUUUUAUAAACAUUUUCAUUAAAAUACAUAUUGAUGAAAACACUUUUCUAAAUUGGUUAGGAGUCAAGAUUCCCACCCUCUCCUUAUAUUAUCUUGUCCGUGCCUUAUUUAUAAACGUAUUUCGCUCUCCUCAAUUCAAAAUCUUGGCUUUACAAUUUUAAAUUAAUGAGCUAAAAAAAUUUGUUUGUUAGGUGCGUAAUUUUUUGGGUGGCUUGGAUAAAUUUUAAUGUCCUGACCUGAAUUUUUUCUCACUACACCCAUGAUCUAAAGGUAAAUCUUUAUAGAUGAAAGAUAAAUGCAGUUUUUAUUUCACACUUACUCUCUGCGUCACAGUUUCAGAACCGUUGAACUAGGUGUCAAUAUUUGACAUGACCAUAUUAAAUUCAUAACUGAAAAAUGUAUUUGUAUUUAAUUUUAUUUGACUAAAAUAUUGGGUUUAUCAUAAUUAUAAAAAAAUGUUUUGUUUACAGUUUGGAAAAUCGCUGCAUAGGCAUUUUUAUGUCAAUAUUUAUACGCGUGCAUUGACUCUUUAUCUUGACAAAACGAAUUACUACAUAUUGGAUGACCAAAAAGAAAAUGCAUUGAUAUCAGCAGGCAUUUGUAGAAAAAGAUAUUUAAAAUUUGGUGAAAUAUUUGAUGAUGUAUUACUCGUAAAUCGCGAAUGUGUUUUGACUGCAUAUCAGUUAAUGCCUUCGACGGACCUUAUCAAAAAAAUGGAAAAUUUGGCCAUUCAAAGUGGUAUAACAAAGCCAAACAAUUCUAAGGGGACUGAAAAUUCUUCUGAAACAACUAAAAAAAAUAAUAUUAUUCUCGAUAAGGAAUACUAUUACAAAUGUUUGUGCCUAAGUCGUAGAGAUUGUACUACCUUGAUUCAUUCUACCCUUAAAAAUUUAGAACCAGAGUUUGAUACAAAUACUAUAAAUAAACUGUUAAAGAUUUUGAGGUCACCUCGGAUGGAAUGCUUCAAUUGGGACUUGUUAUGGCCAGAUUUGAAAAUACAAAUUGAUAUGUAUUAUGAUAAGUUGGAUGAAAUGAAGAGCAGAAGUAUGAUGGCAUGUGAUCAUUUAGGACUCACUUGUCAUUUUUUUGGAGAAUAUAAGGAUAUGAUAAAAAAUAAACAGGAAACUAUGGUCUGUGAAGAUCAUUUAAAUAUUAUAAAAGAUUAUGAAGAAUCAAUUGAGAAAGAUUCCACGGAGGAAGUAAUUGAGAAAGAUUCCACGGAGGAAGUAAUUGAGAAUAUUCAAGCAACAAAUAAUAAAAAAAGACAGAAAACUAAAGAAUAAAAUCUGAAAUGAAUUUCAUAAAUUAACUCACAGCUAACAAUCUUUAACCAUACAAUUAUAUUGUUCCAAUUACAUUGCACUCAAUUUAAAUUUGGAGUUCACAUGUCAAGAAUUAAUUAAAUAUAUAAAUACAUAAGGUAGUUUUUUAGACUGAGUCAAGCGAGAAAUGUAUUGGUUACAAUGAUGGUUAUUUUUUAUAUACAUUUUUUUAUUUUUAAACAAAUUUAAACAAUUUUUCUACAAGAAAUCUGUAAAUUAUAUCUGUUUUUUGCUUGUUAGACGUAAGAGGAAUAGAUAUUUUAAGACAUCACAAUUAUAUUUUAUAUUAUCAAAUAUAAUUUUUUAAAUUCAUUUUUAUCAUUAAAUCUUAGUUUUCGAAUUAUAUUCCACAUUGUCAGCGGUUUGAAUAGCUUCAACCAGAUCUAUAUUCUGUAUCUAAAGAAACUUCAAAACUUACAAAAAAAAAGAAAGUUAUGUUAAGUUAGUUACAUUUUAAUUCUAUAGAUUUUUUUUCUUAUAUAUAAUAGUUUUCUAUAGGUAUAGGCACCUACCUAUAUAUUUUUUUGAUUUUUUUUUUUUUUUUUUUUAUGCCUAGAUCUAAGAAUUUUACUUAAUUUAAGUAUAUUUAAAUAUAAUUAACAUCUUAAUUUAAGUAUAUUAUAAUUAUUAUUAUUAUACAUUUUUGUGGUGUUUUUUUUUGUUAAUAUUAACGUAAUGUAAUUUUUAUAUUUUUUUUGAAGAUAAUAUGUAUGCAGUUUAUUUAAUGUAUUAAAAAAAAAAUUGUGUUUUCCUAGUUUUUUCUUAAUAAUAUAAUUACAUAUAUUGUUAUUAUUAUUAGAAUACAAUUUUUUUUUUUUCCAUUAGGGGCUAUUUUAUGUGUACAUUGUACAUUGUGCAACAGUAAUACUUUGAAUUAGUAUUAAGAAUAAAAUAAUAAGAAAUAGUGUUAAGGUUAGUGCCACAUUUAACUACUGUUCUGCUGUAAGCACUGAACAAACUGCCGCUCUUUCACAAACAUUUUUUUUAAAACUUUUGUAUUAUUAUUAUUGAAAAAAUAACUUAAUAUGGAUUCCUUACUUUGGUUUAUACCAAUUUUUUCUUAUUAAACACAAACUAAUUAAUGUUAUUACAAUACUAUGUUUUACCUUAUACCUAU